Papaver somniferum (opium poppy) is the source of this 1449-nucleotide messenger RNA. RefSeq lists its product as uncharacterized. Lineage: Eukaryota; Viridiplantae; Streptophyta; Magnoliopsida; Ranunculales; Papaveraceae. The transcript has 2 exons. The record is from RefSeq and is a predicted model, not a curated record. Bases 1 to 1449 code for a protein of 482 amino acids.
AUGUCCUUGAUUAUAGAUAACUAUCAGGGAGCUUUCAUACAUGAGAGGCAGAUAAACGACGGAAUGUUAAUAGCAGCUGAGCUGAUUGAUUCAAGGAUGAAGGAAAAUAAGAAUGGUAUCAUUUGUAGAGUGGAUUUUGAGAAAGCCUUUGAUAACAUAAAUUGGAAUUGUGUGGAUAUUGUCUUGGAAAGGUUUGGGUUUGGUAAUAUCUGGAGAGGGUGGAUAAAAUGGUGCAUAACUCAGGCAAGAUUUGCAGUUCUAAUCAAUGGGGAAGCUACAUCAAUGUUCAAGAAUUACAAAGGCAUCAGGCAGGGGGACCCAAUUUCGCCAUUUAUUUUUAUUAUGGUGGCAGAGAUACUAUCCAAAAUGAUUUCAAAAGCUGCUUCAAAUGGUUUGCUCUCGGGUUUUCAAGUGGAAACUAAUAGCACUACAAUAACUCAUUUGCAGUUUGCAGAUGAUUUAAUGGUUUUUCUAGAUGACUCUACAGAUCAAGUAACAAACUUGAAAAACGUCCUUUUUGCUUUUCAGUUGAUAUCGGAUUUAAAAGUCAAUUAUAGAAAAAGUGCAAUAGCUGGUAUUGGUGAUGAAAAUAAUGGUUUGGAGUGUGCUGAUGUUUUGGGGUGUGACUUGUUGUCUCUACCAAUCAAUUAUUUGGGGAUUCCUUUGGGAAGCAAGUCCAAAAGUGGAUCUGUGUGGGAUAUAAUCAUACAAAGGUGUCGGCAAAAGUUAAGCUCAUGGAAGAGAAGUCUUUGGACAUGCAUUCUUAAAGCAAGGAAUUAUGUGCAACAAAAUACAACUCUUAUCUUGAAGAAUGGUGAUUCUGUCCAGUUUUGGUUUGAUAAAUGGGCUGGUAAUUUGUCUAAAGAUAGAUUCAAUUCUGUUUAUAAGCUUUCCAAGCAAAACAACAUUUAUGUUAAGGACAUGAUAUCGUCUAAUGGGGUUUGGAAUUUCAGUUUCAAGAGAAAUUUAAAUGAGCAGGAAGUUGGGGAGAUUGCUAAUAUGUUGCAUUUACUUGAAGACUUUAACAAAGAAAUUCACAAUAAUGAGGAGGAAGAUGGCCGGAAAUGGAACUUUGCUACUGACUUCUCAGUGGCAAGUUGUUACACCUCAUUAGAGAUUGAUGGUUUUUUGGUUUUCCCUCGUAAACAAAUUUGGAACCCAAAAAUCCCACUGAAAGUUUCAUUCCUAGUUUGGUGUUUAUGUCACAAUGGAGCACCAACUUUGGAGAUUUUGCAUCAAGCUAGAAAGAUAAAUUCGCCGACUUGUCAUUUAUGUAAUGAGGAGUCAGAAAACCAAGGUCAUUUAUUUCUUCAUUGUACUGAAACAAGGAAGAUUUGGCAAUAUUUCUUAGACAUCUUUGGAGUUAAAUGGGUAUUCUCGGAAACUGUAAAAUCGAAUUUAUGGGAAUGGUCGGUUAGGAAGAACAUGAAUAUGGUAAAGAGAAUUUGA